Molecule: messenger RNA, 6423 nt
Organism: Diceros bicornis minor
Lineage: Eukaryota; Metazoa; Chordata; Mammalia; Perissodactyla; Rhinocerotidae
Gene: ST6GAL1
Product: ST6 beta-galactoside alpha-2,6-sialyltransferase 1
Exons: 8
Coding region: 2178-3398 (406 amino acids)
Molecular function (GO): sialyltransferase activity
Source: RefSeq, a predicted model, not a curated record
CGCACGUGCGCCCUGCCCUGGGAACUGGGCUCACCGCAAGCCCAUAGUAGCCGCCCUGCGGAACCGGGCCAUUGUCUCAGCCUCGCGGGAGGGAGCGGCGCGGGGGGCGCCACUUGCUGGAGGAGGACGACGGAGACAUUUAAAAGAUACCACUUGGGCAUCAGACCAAGCUGCCAGAGACUUGAAAAGGGAAAAGCGAAACAAGAAAGCAGCUACAAAAAGAUUACUCCACGCCGAGUCUGUCCCCGGCUGUGGUGCAUUGCUUGAUGUGAUCUGGACCACCCCUCACUUCCACCUCACGGAGGUUUCUUAGAGACAGGGGUUGCAUUAAGGGUCUAUGGGUCCCCCUCCAAAAAAAGACCGUGCGUAGCGCACCAUUGUUCCUGCACUCCGGCGCCUGCCUCUAUUGGGAGAUCGCGAGCGCCUCCCCAGCCUGCGGAAAGAACAGUCCCACUUCAACGGCGCGGUCUUGGGUUUGGCUUACUCUUCGCCUUGUAUGUAGGUCCAUGCGGCUAGGCAGCCCGGGUGUCAUUGGCUCCUUUUUGCUUAUUAUGUAUUUUUACAAGCAAGGCCAGCCGAGGCCUCUUGCUGUGGGUGGGGACGCUAUUAUUUUCAGUUCUAUCAGAGUUUCUUUGAGAGAAAUUCCCAGGUCCGGAAAGAGAGGCCUCUUGUUUGUUUUGCUUUUUCUUUGCUUACAUAUGCGCAGCUUAGGUUUGCAGAUUUUAGUUAAUCAGGCGUGUUUAGGCAGCAGUAAGAUGGUUGGGGGGAUGAAUUGGCCCCUCAGGUGAUGGUGUUGGUGCAGGAGUAAGCCCCAAGGUGGUGAGAGCCGGUGGGUGGUGCGCAGGGAAGGAGGCCCCGCUGCCUGAUGUGCUUGCUGAGCUGGGGCUACAGCUUCACAUCGACCAGCACCGCUGGAGAUUAAGCUGACCUCCAGCUCUACACCACUGAUAUCAAGAAUCUACAGAGCAUCCAGUGAACUCUCUUAUUUUACAGGUGGGAAACCAAGGCCUGGCGAGUUGAGCCGCAUGGCCAAGGUUAAACCGAGUGAAAUCAGCAACAGAGGGAGGACUUGAGCAUGGGUCCCCCAACUCCAACGCUACCCGGUGGUGCCAGCAGCUAAGGGGAAACCAAGAUUCUGUGGUUGGCUUAAAAGGCAGUGGCCUUAGGCAGAACAGAGUUAAACAAAGAAAGUAAUUCAGAUUGAAAGCAGCACCCUUCCAUUAUCCCUUUCAGGAGUUUUUUAUUCAUUUGUGAAAAGAUAGAUUUAGUAAUUCCUUACUCUCCUUCUAACCUUUCAUAAGCUGUUAUUUUUCUCUGCUGGCUGCCCCCUUCCCCUCAAAUGGGAAUAGGUCCAACUGUAGAGACUUAGAUGGUUUGCCUCUCACUCCUGUGCCAGGAGGCCUUUGUUUGGGCAUAAGCAUGGGCUGUUGACAUCAGCUCAGCUGGGAAGAAAGUGUCUCUUAGUGGGCUACUCCGGAGCCACUUGUGGGAGAACAAAGCAUUGUUUUCACUGAUUUUACUUACUUAAUUUUUUUAAAUGAAAGUUCCACGGAAGUACCUGCUUAUUUUUGUAUUUGGCAGAGGAAAAGUUGGAAAACCGAAAGAACACUUCAAGUCCUGGUUUUCCUAAAGCUGAUGACGUGCCCUGUGCUUAUCUCCUUGCUAUGCUUGUUUGUUUUCUUAGGGUUUCCAGGGUGAUUCAUUUUCGUGGUAAUUCCACUUGGCACUUGAGUAUAGUUUUCUCAUCAGGAUGCUUGCCUUGUAAGGAACUUCAGAAAUCAUCUGGCCAGACCCUUUUAUUUUCCAGAUGGGAAAACUGAGGCCCAGAGAGAAGAAAUUACUUGCCUAAGGACACACAGCAAGGCAGGGUAGAGCCAACUGUGCAGAGCUGUGUGAUGAGCAGCCCGGAGAAGCAGGGAAGGCAUGGAGCCCAGCUCAAAUGAACUGGCCUCCCUGAGCCUGCCCAAGCCCUGGUCUGUCCAGCGUGGAGAUGUUUUUUGAUUAUCCUGAGGAAAGUGAGCCUUGGCCUCCAGACCCAAUAAGGCAAAUAUCCCUCCCAUGGAGAGUAGUGCUGGUUCCUGAGGACCUGGAGGGCCUGCAGCCCCAGGGGGAUUAGCCAGAAGCAGGCUCGUUUUCCUGCUCAGCACAGAGUGGCUUCCUUGAACACAUCUUUCAUUAUGAUUCACUCCAGCUUGAAGAAAAAAUUCAGCUGCUGUGUGCUGGCCUUUCUCCUGUUUGUGGUCAUCUGUGUGUGGAAGGAGAAGAAGAAAGGGAGUUACUAUGAAUCCCUUGAAUUGCAAACCAAAGGAUUCCAGGUGUUGAGGAGUCUGGGGACUCCGGCCCCGGGGUCUGGUUCCCCGUCUGCAUCUUCAAGCAGUGCCCAAGACCCCCACACGAACAGCCAGGACCUCAGCAAUCCCAGGGGCCCAGCCAAGGCUAAGCCAAAGGGUACCUUCCAGGUGUGGAACAAGGACAGCUCUUCCAAAAACCUUAUCCCCAGGCUGCAGAAGAUCUGGAAGAAUUAUCUGAGCAUGAACAAGUACAAAGUGUCCUACAAGGGGCCAGGGCCAGGUGUCAAGUUGAGUGCAGAGGUCUUGCGCUGCCGCCUCCGGGACCAUGUGAACGUAUCCAUGAUAGAGGCCACAGAUUUUCCCUUCAACACCUCUGAGUGGGAGGGUUACCUGCCUGAGGAGAACAUUAGGACCAAGGCUGGGCCAUGGGGCAGGUGUGCUGUCGUCUCAUCAGCGGGAUCUCUGAAGUCCUCCCGACUGGGCCGAGAAAUAGAUGAUCAUGAUGCAGUCAUGAGGUUUAAUGGGGCACCCACAGCCAACUUCCAACAAGACGUGGGCACGAAAACCACCAUUCGCCUGAUGAACUCUCAGUUUGUCACCAAAGAUAGGCGCUUCUUCAAAGACGAUUUGUACAAUGAAGGAAUCCUAAUUGUGUGGGACCCGUCUCUUUACCAUGCAGAUAUCCCAAAGUGGUACCAGAAGCCUGACUACAGUUUCUUUGAUAACUACAAGAGCUACCGUAAGCUGCAUCCCGAUCAGCCCUUUUACAUCCUCAGGCCCCAGAUGCCAUGGGAGCUGUGGGACAUCAUUCAGGAAAUCUCCCCAGAGGAGAUUCAGCCCAACCCCCCAUCCUCUGGGGUGCUCGGUAUCAUCAUCAUGCUGACGCUGUGUGACCAGGUGGAUAUUUACGAGUUCCUGCCAUCCAAGCGCAAGACAGAUGUGUGCUACUACCACCAGCAGUUCUUUGACAAGGCCUGCACGAUGGGUGCCUACCACCCACUCCUCUUUGAGAAGAAUAUGGUGAAACACCUCAACCAGGGCACAGACGAGGACAUUUACCUGUUUGGAAAAGCCACACUCCCUGGCUUCCGGAGCAUUCGCUGCUGAGCAUGGGCUCCCUGGCCAGGUCCCCUCACCCUUCUCCAUUGAGCCUUUUAUAGCCGGUCUCUUGGCCACCUUGGGCCUGGGAAGACCAAAUUCCCAAACAAUCACAGCCUGCAUUCAAAGACUUCUGUCAGCAAGAGCCCAGGGGCUUCAGGAGCCUGGAGGCAAGGAACCAGGUCCAGCCUGCCCUGUAGCUGCAGAGUGUGUGAGCCCAAAGCCUCCUGCACACAUGUGUACACACACACCUAGCAUUCUUUCCAGACAGAGUCCUCCCCUCCUCUGACACAGGUAAAUGCAAGAUCCACUUUUCCCACCAGGGCUGCCAAAGCUGAGCUGCUCUCCCCACCUGAAUGAUGUUAUCCUGGCAAAUGUACCCCUAUUGUUCUUGAAGUCCAUACCUAGACAUUGAUUUCAUGUUUUAGAGAACUUUUCCCAAAUUAUGAUUGUGCCUGGUACAAGAUUGCUCUGGGGGGCAAGUAAGGGGUAUGGGGCAUAGGAAACAUGCUUGAUUUCUCCAGAACAAAGUUGCUCUCAAGAUUGACACACCUGGGAGAGGCAAUGUUUCUAUCCAUUGGCUGUUUUGGCUGGUCCCAAGCGUGUGUGCUAAUGAGGAAGAGUCUUGAUGAACUCACAGCCCUCUCCAUAUGGAGAUGAGAGGUACAGAAAGGUAUAGUCUCCAUCCUCAAGGUGCUCACAUUUCAGUGGGAGAGACAGGGAGGUAGGGUUCAGUGUACUCAGGGCACUGGAGGCUUAUAGACAGGUGGGACGGCUGUGCUAUCUGUCCGCACUCCCACAAGGGGCCACACGCUUACUGUGUCUGUGAGUCAUAGACAGCUUCACAGAGCUGGGGGCAGUAGAGUGGAUUUUAGAGGACGAGAUGAAACACGUCAAGCAGAUUUGGUCUGCAUCAUUUGAGUGGUGUUUUUCUUUCUGCCUUUAUUACCCGUAUUUAUUCUUUAAGAUCUGCCUAAACUUAUAGCCUCAAAUCAUUUUUUGAGGAAAACCUCUGUCCAUGUCUGAGGUAGCAAGUGCAGCCCCAUGGUAGAUGCCAGGCAAACCAGAUGCCAACAACCCGAUUUCUCCAGGCUCAGCCUGGCCUGACACUGUCCUUCCAGCUGGGUUUGCACACGGUGUCCACCUCUUCCUUUUCAAUGCCCACCCCCAAGCCUACUCCUAAUUGCCAUCUUGUUUUUUCUGCCCCCUCCCAAAUUACUUUUAAGCAUUUUCUACUUUAAAAGUAUCCUGACCUCAUUUCUCUGACCCUCAUGGGCCUUCCAUGGAAGGCCUCUCAGGGAGUGGGGAUGUGGUUCCCUAGAAUUUAAAGGUGCUCUCGGAGGUCAGAACCUUAGAGAGCAUUACUGAUUCUCACAGGUGCAUCAGAUUGCCAUGCCCUCCAGCAAGGGAGCAGCGUCAGGGUCUCGGGGCAGAGGCCCUCCCACUGCGGUCUGAAACAUGCUUCCCCGAAGGUUUUGCUAAUCCCCUCCCCCUGGUAGAGAACCGCACCGGACUGGUCGGGCCCCUGGUGGAGAAGGUGAAGGACUUGAUCAAGGUCACAGAGUAAUGCUGUAGAGCCAGGGCUUCCAGAUGCAGGUUGCUGGACUCCUGAAGCAACCCACGUGCUCAAGGGCCUCCAGUGUUUGGGCUCCGGACCAGCCCUGUGGGAGCUGGAGUACUCAUUUGCUGCCAAACCUUUGGCUUAUAUAUGCAGUAGGAAGAGCCCUGGAGUGAGAAGCCCUGGGUUUGCAAGAUGCUGCUCCUCUAUUUACUAACUAUGCCACCAUGGGCAAAUUCUCCUCUGUGAGCCUCUGUUUCCACAUCUAUAAAAUGGGAGUGAUGAGUCUACCUCUCAGGGCUGUUGUGAGGGUUCCAUGAAACACCUGUCCUGGCUCUGUACCUGGCUCACAGCAGGUGCUCAGUACAUGGUGGUGUCCUUCCUUCUUUCACUAAGGACCUCCUCUGUGCUCACACCCAGCAGGACCCUGCUUUGAGGGAGGCCAGAGAAGGGGCCCUGUCAUCAGGUAAUUAACUGUCCUAUUGGGAGAUAGCAGCUACUCUGCUUGGAGCACCCAGGAAACCAUCUAAGGUGGUGGAGGGUGCAGAACGUGGUUCCCUACCUCCUCCCUGCCUGCAGCUCAGGCUGAUCUGCUUGGGAAUGGGCUGAGCACUUGGGCCGCUUACUGUUGUGUGAGCUAGCCUUUUCCACCUUUCUGGGCCCAUGAAUUCCUGGCUUGCUUUAUGUUCUGAUUUGACACAUUCAUUGCAAUCUUUGACUCAUGAACACUGAGCGCAGAGGAAAGUGGCAUUCCAUCAGGAGGAGAUAGAUGUUGGUGUGGACCCUGAGACUACACUGAGUAGAUGCUAGCUUUUAAUUGUUAUUGUUAAUGUAAGGGAUCAAAUUAAUUUAAGUGUGAUUCUGAGGUCUAUGGAGCUUUUAAUUCUGUAUUCUCUCUAUAUGGAGACUCCAGUAAAAUGCAUAUAAGAUAGGGGUAUUGUUGGUCUGGUGAGCUGUUUAAUAUUUGUGACAGAUAAUUUAAAAAUUAUGACUGGGGCCAGCCUGGUGGUGCAAGUGGUUAAGUGCGUGCACUCCACUGCGGUGGCCUGGGGUUCGCUGGUUCAGAUCCCGGGCACGCACCCACGCACUGCUUGUCAAACCAUGCUGUGGUGGCGUCUCACAUAUAAAGUAGAGGAAGAUGGGCAUGGAUGUUAGCCUAGGGCCAAUCUUCCUAAGCAAAAAGAGGAGGAUUGGCAACAGAUGUUAGCUUAGGGCCGAUCUUCCUCACCAAAAAAAAAAAAAAAAUUAUGACUGAGUGCUGCAGGGAAGCUCGUUAUCUCUACGGGAUCCUGUCUUCAGUAGCCAUCUAUUCAUCCUAUACCAUGAGAUCCUCUAGUCUUUUCACCAAUCAAGUAAGCUAUUGAUAUUGUUUUGGAGUUAAGACAUCAAUCUCAGAAACUUCUGAAACAUGUCUCAGCUAACUCUGAAUUAUCCAAAGAUUAUAUAAAAUUUUAAAAUAAAUGUGUUUUUUAAAAA